Peronospora matthiolae is the source of this 387-nucleotide messenger RNA. The record is from the annotation of a GenBank genome assembly. Lineage: Eukaryota; Oomycota; Peronosporomycetes; Peronosporales; Peronosporaceae.
AUGCGGUGCGCGAACAAGGCCGCUGAGAGCGCUCGUCACGAAGACACUCAUGUCUUCACAGCGUAUGAGCUCGGUGUCUCAUACUCUCCUGAUACGGAAGAGGGAUCUGUAUCGAAGGCGGUCGAAUCCAAGCCGCCUGCCAAGCGUGGCAUGGAUGAUGCUUUGCGUCGUAGCUUCUUCGGUAUGUCUGACGAAUCAGAUGAACCAUCGCCAAAGCGAAGGCGCUCGAGAUCGCAAGACUCGGUCGCUCACAGUGGUGUCGGUUCUCCUAUUGACACCACUUCGCAGCGAGGCACCAGUCCUUUUGUCGGCACGUCGCAGGAAGAGCGGGACCGCAACGUGUUGCUUCUCGCUCCCGAAAAGAAGGCAUUGCUGCCUCCAAAGUAA